AACAUGAAGUGACGUAUUUUACGUAAAUGCAUCCGGGUAACUCGGUACUACAAUGGCGACAAUGAAUCAGGCUUUUGGUAGUACAGAAUCUACAACAUCGUAUUCGCAACAGCCAACUGAUCGUUUGAAGUUGUUGUACCCCACGGUGAAUGAAGAAGAAACUCCUCUUCCGCGUUCUUGGAGCCCAAAGGACAAAUUCACGUACAUAGGCUUGUCACAAAACAAUCUUCGAGUACACUAUAAAGGCGUUGGCAAGAACCACAAAGAUGCUGCUAGCGUUCGUGCCACGCACCCAAUUCCUGCAGCAUGUGGCCUAUAUUACUUCGAAGUGAAGAUCGUCAGUAAGGGCAGAGAUGGCUACAUGGGUGUGGGCCUGUCCGCUCAGGGUGUCAACAUGAACAGACUUCCUGGUUGGGACAAACAUUCAUAUGGUUAUCAUGGUGAUGAUGGCCAUAGUUUUUGCUCUAGUGGUACAGGCCAGCCUUAUGGCCCAACAUUUACAACCGGUGAUGUGAUUGGGUGUGGUGUCAACCUUAUUGACAACUUGUGCUUCUACACAAAGAAUGGCCAUAACCUCGGGGUUGCCUUUACAGACUUACCGCCCAAUUUGUACCCUACAGUUGGUUUGCAAACACCAGGUGAGGUGGUGGAUGCAAAUUUUGGACAGUCUCCCUUUGUCUUUGAUAUUGAAGACAUGAUGAAGGAGCUGAUGAUGCGGACGAGGACUACAAUAGAAAGGUUUCCAGUCAACGACAAGCAAGGUGAAUGGCAGACUACAUUACACAGAGUUGUCCAGACUUACCUGAUUCACCAUGGUUAUUGUGCCACAGCAGAAGCCUUUGCUCGAAGUACUGGCCAGUCAUUUGACGAAGACCUUUCUUCCAUUAAAAAUCGGCAAAGAAUCCAGAAGUUGGUGCUGGCAGGUCGAGUUGGAGAGGCCAUUGAGACAACACAGAGGCUCUACCCUGGUCUGCUGGAAAACAAUCCCAACUUGCUGUUCCUUCUGCGCUGCCGCCAGUUUGUCGAAAUGGUUAAUGGUACAGACAGUGAAGUGCGACCAGCUCGGCGCUCACCUGGCUCCAGUCCACGGUUAUUACUGCUUAGUUCAUCACCAAAGUCAACAGGAAGUGAUGUGGCCUCCAAUGGAGUGGCAGCCUCGGACAGCAGCACAGCAAAUGGGGACACAGCACUAAAUGGGGACCACAAUGAUGAUGAUUGUGGAACGGACAUGGUUGUGGAGGGCAGUGAGGGAAGGACAAUGGUGGCCAAUGGGCUAGACCCAGACAGUCGGCAGCACAAUGGUCACUUCCAUCGGCUAGACCUUGGGGAUACAGAUAUGGAGGUUGACCCACCAAAGCGGCAACUCUGUGGGGGCAAUCAAGCAGCUAUGGAGCGUAUGCUACAGUUUGGCCGUGAGCUUCAUCUGAUGAGUGUUCAGCUCAAGCACCAGUAUGGAACAAACAAAGCCAACCGAAAGAUGAUCCAGGAUGCCUUCAGCUUGCUAGCCUAUGCAGAUCCCUGGAGCAGUCCCGUUGGAUACCAGCUUGACCCUGUUGAAAGGGAACCUGUGUGUGCGGCGCUCAACAGUGCAAUUUUAGAAUCUCAGAAGUUGCCCCGUCGCCCACCACUGGAGCUUGUAAUUGCUCACUCCCGAGAACUACUCAAGCUGAUGUCCAAGGCAGGCCUGGGAUCGUGCGCCUUUGCCAACAUUGACUCACUCUUGCAGUGAUUGUGACAUUUUUGCUGCCGUGUAAUUAUCACUGGAUGCCACUUUUUUUUACAAGCCAAUCUGCUGACUACCUGUGCAGAGAGCCCUCCCUGUCUCCAAGAAAAGAGAUAUUACGAAGCUCCAACCAUCUGCCAGAAAGUUCUUGAGCCUUGGCCAAGACAGAGGACUAUUUCAAACAGUUAAGAUUUCAGGCAAUUCAGGUCCUACAUGAAUGGCAUCACAUAAUUGUUUAGAAUUAAGAGAAAUUUAUUUGCUCAGGCCACCAUUUGUUUUAACUUUGCUCUAAUGGAGGAGUGAUGUCUUGAUAUUUUGUCACUUUCUGUUUGACAGCAGUACCUGCCUUGUUUGAAAGGGGAAAUGGCUUGAUGUAGUGGCAGUGGUGAUUUGUGGCCUUCGUUGCAUCACUUCUUUUAUGCUUAGUGGGAAGGCAUUGUUAUACAUGGCGUGAGAAAAAUGGACCAUGAAAGGCUGCUGCUAUGCAUGAUGUCAUUGUGAAGGAAUAAAAAUUAAGGCAAAUGUUUUCAAAAUUCCAGGUAAUUGUGCAACAGCCAGUAUUGUGUACACAUUACAUACAGGUGAUUACAUUAGUGUUGGUCUUCUCACUAUGAGAUGAGUACUAUUGUAGUUAACUUUGGUGUGGUUGAAGAAAAAGUUAUGCACAGUGAGGUCUGCAGUGUGCCAAAUACUGGUACCAGACCAGUUGACUUGACAGCAAGGUGCAAGCAGCUUUUUGCUUUUGUAAGUGUGAUGCGAAAUGCCAUUAAAAAGAAGCUUAGAAAGGUCAAACAAUGCUAGUUUGUCCUGUGGUACUCGCCUGACUCACUCUGUGACUUUUAGUACUUGCCUUAUUUGUAAGCUCUCUCUCUCUCUCUCAUUAUGAAGUGCUGAAAUGUUAGCUGGUUGUUUUGGCAUCACAAAAGGCCUGUGUUAAUUGCUAUUUGGUGGGCAUAGUGCAUCAGAUUGCAAGUUUGCCAAGUGAAUGUUUGUAGGUGAGCUCCUAUAGAGUCAUGUGAUCGCAUCAUUCAUCAAGAAAUGUGCAGAAAGACCUCUUGGUAUUUUGUAUGCAAUGGAUAUGUGAAUGUCAUUCUUCUUUUAUUGCAUAGUGGCAUAUAUAAGGUAUAUUUUAUCCUGCACAUGUCCAAAUCCAAUUCCAAAGAGCCGCCAGACUAGUUGUGCAUUGCACAGAAUCUUGACCGAAACAACAAUUUUGCAGACAGCAGAUAUCGUGCCCACCAAACCUGUGCAUGGCACAUAAUCUUGAAUAAAACUGCAGUUUUGCAGCCAUCAAAUACCUUUAAAAAAAUGCCACUUUUGUUGCUUAAUAGUGUGCCUGUGUUGUGUUGUUUUUCAGGCCAUAGAGGGACUUGCAUAUUUAUCCCAGCAACCUUGGAGAGUUAGUUCUCAUAUGUCCCUAUUUUGUUUUCGAAAUAUAUGUAUUUUUGAAGUAUAAUUUGUUUUUGACUAAUGUUCGUACUUGCUGUGGUUAUCAUAAUUAGUAGACUUUUGCUGUCAUGUUUAAACCUGGCCAGAAAAAUCGAGACUCUGCCAGCUGAAUGGAUGGAUGGUCGGACAUUGCAAGUUGCAGUGAAAUGACUGAACAAUGCACAGUGGAGGGAAUCAGUGUGGUUUCCAUCUAUACUUGUCAGGGCUGGCUUUCCUAUGGCCAUUUUCACAGGCAACAGUUUCUCAUUGACUUUGCAGACAAGAUCAAUGUUAAAAUGACUGGUUAUAAAAUAACCUAAAAAUUCUAUAUCGGCUGCAUGAAGUAAGCAAGAUUAGGCCAGGGGUAUAUGUAGAACAGUUUUCCAAAACUGUUUGAGACAAAAUAUGCUGGUCCCUGUAUAUUCCGCAAAAUUUAUUUCUCAUUCGUUGCUUUUCACCGAGUUUUAGCUUUGUCUUGCUAGCAAUGUUGACAGAGAAGUGUAAUAAUGCGAUUUGCUGUUCAUGUUCCUCAAGGCUCUUACUUGCCUUGAAGGACAUGGUUGUAACCUAGGAGAAAUAUUUGUUUUUGGUUGUGCUUUGUUUUUAAGUUUAAAUGUCAGCAUGCCCCAGUGCUUCAAAAUGUCUGUAUUUACAAACUUAACAAGAAGUGUGGGCCUUACUUUGCAGUUUUAUUUUGUCUUUUUAUUAUCACCAGUGCUUUGUCAUUCGGCUAAGAUGAUAUACAAAGAAAUCCUGUUACAUGCUUAAAAUGUCAUGUCAUUUUCUGUAGCUCGUGUGAAGUUAACAGUCUGUUUCUUUACUCCUUCACUAGUCACCAUUUGCGUCCACUCUGUUUGCUCAUUGCUUUUUCAGCUAAGCAAACCUGAAAUCUGCUGCGGCAGUGGUGUCUUUAACUGUAUGAAGAAAGAAAACAUUUUAUGUCCUUUGUCUUA
Rhipicephalus sanguineus (brown dog tick) is the source of this 4104-nucleotide messenger RNA. It is a transcript of the gene RanBPM, whose product is annotated as ran-binding protein 9. The coding region runs from base 53 to 1729 and encodes 558 amino acids. Gene Ontology annotation, molecular function: protein binding. Gene Ontology annotation, biological process: cytoskeleton organization; cell surface receptor signaling pathway. The record is from RefSeq and is a predicted model, not a curated record. Gene Ontology annotation, cellular component: cytoplasm. Lineage: Eukaryota; Metazoa; Arthropoda; Arachnida; Ixodida; Ixodidae. The transcript has 10 exons.